Molecule: messenger RNA, 2427 nt
Organism: Kickxella alabastrina
Lineage: Eukaryota; Fungi; Kickxellomycota; Kickxellomycetes; Kickxellales; Kickxellaceae
Exons: 1
Coding region: 312-2351 (679 amino acids)
Biological process (GO): long-chain fatty acid metabolic process
Cellular component (GO): membrane; endoplasmic reticulum
Molecular function (GO): long-chain fatty acid-CoA ligase activity
Source: RefSeq, a predicted model, not a curated record
CUUCAUUCAGAAUGUGCAAGUGGUGUGUAUUUUAUGCUUAUUUUUAUACACUUGACAUAUUUUUCUUGACUCGCAUGGAUUAAUAUCACCCAUUUUAUCUAUCGGCAUCGGUGCUGGACUUUGCCCCGUUUAUUUUUUCUUCGCUUUUCUUCACACUCUGCCCUCUACAGUUUUACUUUAUCGAUAUUUUUCUUACUUUUUUUGUACUCUAGGCUCUCAAACGAAAAGACUGCAGUCCUCUUCCUUACCCCCUUUUCUCUCUCUUAUUCUCUCCCACCACCUCCAAUCGUUUUUAAUCCAGGUCACUAACGAUGACGACUUAUAACAGCCGCAGCAGCGUCAACAGCACCUUAAGCACUUUCAGCGCCAGCACCAAAUUGUGCGGGAUAGAGCUUCCGGGGGCGCCAAGCAUCCCUGGCGAAACCAAACCCUACAUCAACCACAUAAUCACAGACGGAAAACUGAUAACGCACAUAAACGGCAUCAACUCGAUGUACGACAACUUCCUCCGUGGCCGCUCGAUCGCCGGCCGCAACUCGCCGAUUUUUGGAACCCGUCCAGUCAUCGACGGCAUGGGCAACGUCGGCGGGUACCGGUGGGUGACCUGGGAUCUGUUCCACGAACGGUUUAUCAAUUUUGCGUCGGGCCUGCGCAAGCUUGGACUACAGCAGGGCGAGACUAUCGGAAUUUUCCUCGCCAACAGUAUCGAAUGGGUACUUACCGAGCAGGCAUCUUACUACCACCGAAUCGUGUCUGUACCGCUGUACGAUUCAUUGAGCCAGAGUGCCCUGACACAUGUUAUUACUGAGGCCGAGAUCAGUGUCGUUGUGUGCACGAGCAGCAAUGCGCGGCUGCUGCUCGAAAUGUCCGAAUCCAUCCCUUUUCUCCAGGCGCUUAUUGUCGUUGACACGUUUGGAAGUGAUUUGGUGCAGAUGGGCGAGACGCGCGGCAUCAGCGUCCGACUAUUCCGGCAGGUCGAGGAUUCCGGCGCCAAACAGGCUGUUGAGCCGGAGGUGCUGCCGGGCCCACAGGACAUUGCCACCAUUGUGUACACCUCGGGCACCGUCGGUAUCCCCAAGGGUGUGGUUCUGACGCACGCCAACAUGCUAGCCACCAUUGCUGCGACCACAGCCAUGAGCGAAGAAGGCGACAUGUACAACUUUACGCCCAAGGACUGCUCCAUAGGUUUUCUCCCCCUGGCGCAUUGCCUCGGGCGAAUGGUUCUACAUAUGAUGAUAUCCUUUGGGGUCAAGACGGCGUUCCCGCGCAACAACCCCGCCACGCUUGUUGAGGAUCUGCGCGACUUGCAGCCCACGAUAUUUGUCGGCGUGCCGCGCAUAUUCAGCCGCAUUCAGGACCGCGUCCUGUCGACAGUCAAGGUGAAGGGUGGGUUGCCGUCGGCUCUGUUCCAUUACGCUUACAGUACGAAGAAGAAUAACUUGGUCCGUGGUCAGGUCAACCAUUGGCUGUGGGACCGCGUGAUAUUCAAGCCCCUAAGAGAAAAAUUUGGCGGAAAGCUCAAACUCAUUGUCUCUGGCUCAGCGCCUAUUUCUCCCGAGACUCUCGAGUUCUUGCGCUGCUGCUUCUCAUGCAGCGUCAUCGAGGGCUAUGGAUUGUCCGAGACCAUGGGACCGUCUUCUGUGACCCUGACCGACGACAUUGAGCCCGGAAAUGUUGGCGCUCCGAUCCCUUGUGUCAUGAUGAAGCUGCGCAGCGUGCCCAAUCUCGGAUACAAUGUCGAGGAUAUGCCAAGGCCUCGAGGAGAAAUUCUGGUCAAGGGUGCCAAUGUGGCGAGUGAGUACCUUAAGCAGCCGGAGAAGACUCGCGAUGCAUUCAUCGACGGCGGGUGGCUGUGCACCGGCGACAUUGGCACGGUCGACGAGCGCGGGAGAUUCCACAUUAUCGACCGCAAAAACAACUUGUUCAAACUGGCCCAGGGCGAGUUUAUCGCGCCCGAAAAGAUUGAGAAUGUCUGCAUGGACCACUUUGUCGUUGAGCAGGCAUAUAUCUACGGCGACCCACUGAAGAAUGCGCUGGUCGCCGUUGUCGUUCCAGACAAGGACUUACUCAUUUCGUUUUUAAAAAGCAAGGGUACCGUGCCGUCCGUGGAUAAGCUCAGCUUUGAGGACCUGUGUCAGGACUUGAGAGUCCGUAGAGCUGUUAUUGAUGAGCUGGCUGUUUGGGGCAAGGCGCAUGAUCUGUGUGGAUUCGAAAUUCCUAAAAACAUUUUUUUGCAUCCAGUGUCGUUUGAAAAGCUCGAUCUGCUUACUCCUACGUUCAAGCUCAAACGCCAGGAUGCAAAGGCUCAUUUUGAUGCCAUAUUGAGCAAACUAUACGUCGAUAUGGCUUAAUUAUGCUUUUUUGUACAUGUAUAUUUAAUGAUAAGUAAUAUUUUCUUGUCAUUUAUAAAAUAUAGAAAUAUUAAAA